AUGAUAUUGCUGGAUACCUAGUUUAUGUUUGCUAUAUAUCUGUAAACAAAACGAUGGAAUUCCAUCCUGGGCGUUUUGGUAUCUUUCGUUAUUAGCCGGGGCUUCAUUUGGCCGAUGGAAAUGAUGACUUUCGUGGAACAUGUCAUGGGGGUCAAAUCCCGCAGCCUUCUUACGACAUUGAUGUUGUGGUACCUGUAGCUGAACCUCCACUUCUUUUUAAAAUUCUCAUCACUAGUUCAAUAUCUGUUCUUCGUCAUCACAAUGAUGAACCCAUUAGACGCGUUGUCAUUGGCAGGAACCAUUAUUCGAUUCGUGGAUUUCAGCUCGAAGGUGUUGGCUGGUACUAAUGAACUAUACAAAUCGGGCGCGGAAGCUUUGGCCGUUCACCAACAAUUGGGUCUUGUGGUGGAUGAUCUAGCUAAGAUGUCCAAGAGGCUCUCGGAUUCAUACUGGGGCUUAUCUGGGAUGGGAGUCGUUUCUACACCAUCAGAUGACGCGUUUAUGUUCAUAUGCAGAGAUGCAUCAGAAUUGUCCAUUGAACUCAGUAAUAAGCUAAACAGUUUAAAAUUGACAGCCAUUGGCAAGCGUAGGAAAUGGGAAACUGUUAAGCAAGCGCUGAAGUCUGUGUGGACUGAGAAGGACUUGACGGCUUUAACGAAUCGACUGGCAUUACUGAGAGAUUCUAUUCAGAUGCAUAUCGUCGUGGAUCUUCGAAGAGAUCAGCUCGAUUCGAUAUCAUCAAAUCAAGGAGUUCGCUUCGAUCACCUCGAAUAUAGUACGAAGACUAUUAUUACUGCCCUCCUCACACAUCAGGAUGAAGUCAGCAAAGGGGUCCAAGAUCAAACGAUAGCAAUUACUCAGUUACUCGGUAGAAUUGAAAUUCUGGCUGAGAAGCACACAUUUCCAUCAGGUAUUGUGCAGCAGAUUGACAAGAUUGAAGUAAAUCAGAGCCAAAGUUUGAUACUCGCCGAAGAACAAACAUCUCAGAAUCAGGUUCUGCACAACCAUGAGUGGCACGAAAAAGCACUCCGCUUGCAGAUUGCUCAAUACCUUGUCCAAAAUUUAAAGUUCCCAGCAUUGAAAGAACGAGAAGAAACUAUCGCGGAUGUAUAUCGAGGAAUAUUUGAGUGGUUAUUCAAUGAUAGCCAUGAAUCUACGCGGUGGCCUAGUUUUGUCCAUUGGUUAGAACAUGGGUCCAGUAUUUAUUGGAUCAAUGGAAAAGCUGCUUCGGGCAAGUCAACACUGAUGAGAUUCAUAUAUGAUCACAGUAAAACGAAGGUACUUUUAGAAAAAUGGUCUGCUCCUUUACCCAUUGUUAUGGCCAAGUUUUAUUUUUGGAAGAGUGGGACUCUUGUACAGAGGUCUCUAAGUGGUCUUCUUCGAGCUCUUCUUUCCCAAAUUCUGGGACAUCUUCCUGAUCUUAUUCCUGUCUGUUUUCCCCAAAGAUGGGCCAAAAUCUACACUGAUUCGGUUAGACCGUUCUCUGAAGUACACCAAAAGUUUCAUCCGAUGGAAAUGGAGUACUGGAGUUUAACCGAAUUGCAGGCCGCAAUGCGGAGCCUCGUAAGCCAAAGCGUACAGCACUUCAAACUUUGUUUGUUCGUUGACGGUCUUGACGAAUAUGAAGGGGAACCUUCAGCUAUAACCAAAUACUUUAGUAUGCUCGCUCAGGUACCGUGGCUAAAAAUAUGCGUCUCCAGUCGUCCUUUACUUGGAUUCGAUGAUGCUUUUGGAUCUGGACCAUCACUUCGGCUGCAAGAUCUAACACGUAUCGAUAUUAACCAUUAUGUCAAGUCGAGUCUCCAAGAGAAUGUUAACUAUCAACGCUUAUGCGUAGAACAGCCUGUUCAAGCAUUAAAUCUCAUCAAAAAUAUUGUAUCGCGAGCAGAUGGGGUAAGCUUGUGGGUUAAGCUUGUAUUACAGGAGAUUGUAAGAGGUCUCGACAAUAGAGAUAGCCUGCAAGAUUUGCAGGAACAUCUAGAGGAACUUUUCUCCUCGAUGCUUGGAAAGAUUGAGCCCUUCUAUAGUAAGAAAGCUGCAUCAAUUUUUCUCAUUGUCCGAGCGGCAAAUGUACAUCAGAGGAGCGACCUGGAGCUGAGAAACAAAGAGAUUAGUGAUCAUCUAAAAGUGAGAUGUGCAGGAUUGCUCGAGACCGGACCGAAAUACUCCCCAGGAUUUGAAUAUCUUGGAUAUCGCGUCACUUAUUUGCAUCGCAGCGUCCGAGAAUAUUCAGAACGUUCAGAUAUACAUCAAAAAUUCAUGAAACAUAGCAAUGGAAGAGGCUUUGAGCCCCACACUGCCCUUAUGUGCUCAUACAUAAAAGAACUUCAGAUCUCCGAACCUCAGAAAAACAUUUUAACCCAGCCUUCGGGCCUUCCUUUAUUUGUGGCAACAGUCCUCAACUACGCCCACGAUGCUGAAAUUGCGGGAUCAAAUGCUUACGUUGAACCAUUGGAUACAUUUGCGACAUUGACGCACAGUGCGAGGUCCAAAAGCAUCAUUUGGGCACCGGCGAAGUUCUCUUCUUUUCUACACAUCGCAACCAAAUGGAAUCUUUGUGCAUACGUCAGAGUUAUUUUAGAGAGACUCGCCUCGGAAACGAAAGGAAUUGUUGCUCACAACUUGUUAGCAUAUGCGCUUGCGGGAACAGAUGAAUACUAUGUGCAUGGCAUGGAGCAGAUGGAAAACUCGGAUUAUCGGCGAGAUCGAUUUCCUCCUAGUAAUCGCAUGAUAGGAUUACUGUUGGAACAUGGAGCGCAGCCUAACAAAAAGCUAAAAGACUUUCCAGCUCUUUGUUUUGAGAUGGCCGUCCGUGAUGUUUGCGCAAUCCUACCGCCGGUGGACACGGAAGAAAGUGAAAAUCAGCAAUUUUCCGAGGAGGAGAAAUCUUUGGUCUCAAACCAUUUGGCAAUUGUCAAACUCAUGCUAGACAAUGGGGCAGAUGCGAAUACAACCCUCAAUCACCAAGGACGAACAAUCACCUCCAGAAAGUUGCUGACUGAGACUAUGAGAAAAUAUUGGAGAAGCAAGGAGUGGACUGUAGAUGAAAUGUCUAGAAUGAAAGGUGGUAAAUUGGAGCCAUCGAUGAUUAGGAAGUGGAUCAUGACUCUACAAAGACUUUGUUCAAAAACUUGA
Botrytis sinoallii is the source of this 3135-nucleotide messenger RNA. RefSeq lists its product as uncharacterized. The coding region runs from base 262 to 3135 and encodes 957 amino acids. The transcript has 5 exons. Lineage: Eukaryota; Fungi; Ascomycota; Leotiomycetes; Helotiales; Sclerotiniaceae. The record is from RefSeq and is a predicted model, not a curated record.